AUGGAUGGCCACAAUACGUCGUUACGAGCCCUGCUGGUCGCAUUCUGGUUCUUAACAUGGCUCGACCACAUCCUGGCCAUGCGCCCUGACCGCAUGGCCCAGCUGCGCCAGGAGACUGUCGACAUGUUCUAUCAUGGCUAUGACAAUUACAUGGAAUUGGCCUUCCCAGAGGAUGAGUUGCGACCCCUCACGUGCGCCCCUCUCCAUCGAGACGCCGUCAACCCGAACAACCUGGGCCUGAACGACGUGCUGGGUAACUACUCUGUCACCCUCGUCGAUACCCUGUCCAGCCUCGCCAUACUUGCCUCCGCCCCUCCCGACAGCCACAACACGGGCCCGAAUGCCCUGCGCGACUUCCAGCACGGCGUUGCCGCUCUGGUGGAGCAGUACGGUGACGGGUCUCCUGGGCCCUCGGGACAGGGCGUUCGAGCCAGGGGCUUCGAUCUGGACAGCAAGAUCCAGGUCUUUGAGACGGUCAUACGUGGAGUCGGGGGCCUCUUGAGUGCUCAUCUGUUUGCUGUGGGGGAGCUGCCCAUCCAGGGCUACAACCCAGUGCCCUCAGGCGCGCCUAAUCUGGAUGAUCCGUUACAUCUGCCUCCAAUAUCAUGGCCGAAUGGCUUCAGGUACGACGGUCAGCUGCUGCGGCUGGCGUUGGACCUUGCGAACCGCCUCCUGCCAGCUUUCUACACGACAACUGGGAUGCCGUAUCCCCGUGUCAAUCUGCGCCACGGCAUCCCUUUCUUCCCAAACUCGCCGCUCUACCAAGUCCUCGGCACGACCAGCCCCGACGCCCCAGACCCGGCCGACAUAACAGAGACGUGCAGCGCCGGGGCCGGGAGCCUGGUCCUGGAGUUCACGGUUCUGAGCAGGCUCACUGGCGACCCUCGCUUCGAGCAGAUUGCCAAGCGAGCCUUCUGGUCGGUCUGGAACAGGCGCAGCGAGAUCGGCCUCAUUGGGGCCGGUGUCGAUGCUGAGAAUGGCAACUGGAUCGGUGGCCAUUCCGUCAUCGGCGCAGGUGCCGACAGCUUCUUUGAGUAUGCUCUCAAGUCGCACAUCCUGCUCUCUGGGCACGAGGUCCCGAAUGCGACGACCCCCAAACGGUCCCCCGCGGAUGGUUCCUGGCUCGACCCUAAUGAGCUCUGGAUCCCCCUGACAGACGAACAAAACUCGCCCGAGGCCUUUCUAGAUGCAUGGCAUCACGCCCAUGCUGCCAUCAAGCGGCACCUGUACGAUGACACAGGCCACCCCCACUACUCCAACGUAAACAUCAUGACCGGCUCUUUGGCUUCGAAUUGGAUCGACAGCCUCGGUGCGUACUACCCUGGUCUCCUGACCCUGGCUGGAGAGCUCGAGGAAGCCAUGGAGACCAACCUCCUGCACGCCGCCAUGUGGACCAAGUAUGCAGCCCUGCCGGAGCGCUGGUCCAUCAAGGAGAAGCAGGUGGAGGGCGGCCUGGGCUGGUGGCCACUGCGGCCCGAGUUCAUCGAAUCCACCUACCAUCUGUAUCGCGCCACAAAGGAUACCUGGUAUCUCUACGUCGGUGAGAUGGUCAUGAGAGAUAUCAACCGACAGUGUCGGACUGAAUGCGGAUUUGCCGGCAUCCAGAACGUGGUGACAGGAGAACUGACCGACCGCAUGGAGACUUUCUUCCUCGGCGAGACCACAAAGUACCUGUACUUGCUGUACGACGACAAGCACCCGCUGAACUCUCUGGAUGCUGCCUUUGUCUUUACGACAGAGGGCCACCCGCUCAUUAUUCCCAAGGUCGCAAAGAAUAUCUCCAGGACUACACCCGUCUCCCCUGCCACGACCAAGGAGAUCGCGCUGUUCUACCACGACGAGGACUUCAGGAACGUCUGUCCCGCUCCUCCCGAGAUUCUUCCGCUCACGGGCUCCGGGAUUGUAUCAAGACCAGAUCUGUUCCAUGCGGCUCGGAUGCUCGACCUGCACAUGAUACCUAAUAUUCAUGCCGAUCUGGCGGCAGAGGAACAAGGGCCCGACAAUUCUGAGGUGACCAAGACCUACACAUAUUUCCCGUGGACUCUCCCGCCCAACGUGCUGCCUGAUAAUGGCACCUGUGGUAAGGUGCCCGACGCGGCUGAAUAUCAUCUCGAGUUCGGCAUGGUCGGCACCAACGGUGUAUUUGAUACAAUCAUUGGCGCACACAAUCUGGACCGGCUGGAUAUUGACAAGGUCAGGGUCAACAGGCUUGCCGGUCUCAAGCUUGCCAUGCGCAUAGAGGAAACCCCCGAGGGGUCCGAGGAGCUUCGUGUCACCAGAGUCAACGGUUUCCACCUCGGUCGCGAUGAGAACAUUGUCCUCAGCCGCGCCCUACUUGGCGAUAUCUCCGACACCAAGUUCAAGCUCAUCAGAGACCUCACGUCAGUGAAGAUCCACCAUCUCUAUGAGAUGGGCGUGGCGGACGAGUUCACAACGACAACGACCACCACCAACCCUCAUAUGGAAGAAACGCUUCUUGAGGAGGAACAGUGUGACGAUUUUACCGAGGGCGGAGACGACAUGGAGGAUGGUUACAACGCGCCGGAUGCCGAGACGUCCCCUGACACUCUCGCAACCAACAUCAACACACUGCUCCGCGCCUUCUGGUCGCAGGUACGCGCCGCUAACCCAUCGAACGCCACGCGAUCCCCUGGCAAGGCCCUUGAAGAAAUCAAUCCCGCUGGCCAUCCCUUCAACGUCAUCAUCAAUACCACAGCCAUCACUCCUACCGGCGUGGGUGCCGCGCCCCUCCCGCCCGUAGACAUGCCAGCCAACGCCAAAAUCCCAGCCUUUGGGCCGAUUCCCCCCUAUAUCCUGCCCUGGAGCACUAUCUAUGCCGCCGGCGAUGCCUGCGAACUCCUACCGGAAGAAGGGCCCCGCGACCACCAGAUCAUCGUUGUCCGACGCGGUAGGUGCACAUUCUCGGAGAAGUUGGCCAAUAUUCCCGCCUACAAACCGAGCCCGGACUCGCUGCAGCUCGUGAUUGUCGUGUCCGAGGACGAAGAAGACGGGUACCCUGUGGCUGAGGGCGAGGCAGUACUGUCGCGACCGCUGUUGGCUGAGGAACAGCGUACGCCGGCCGGCAUCCAAAGGCGUCACCCCAUCGCCAUGGUAAUGAUGGGCGGUGGGGAGGAGAUGUACCGACGACUUGCAACCGAGGCGGUAAGGCUGGGUAUGACGAGGAAAUAUGGCGUAGAGAGUGAUGGACGGAGAAUCAGUAAUGUCAUUAUUGACGAUGGGGAUACGAUGGCUCGAAAGUAUUCGUGA
This is a messenger RNA of Cryphonectria parasitica EP155, 3267 nucleotides long. Its product is annotated as family 47 glycoside hydrolase. The transcript is spliced from 2 exons. NCBI's taxonomy places the organism in Eukaryota, Fungi, Ascomycota, Sordariomycetes, Diaporthales, Cryphonectriaceae. The coding region runs from base 1 to 3267 and encodes 1088 amino acids. Gene Ontology annotation, molecular function: calcium ion binding; mannosyl-oligosaccharide 1,2-alpha-mannosidase activity. The record is from RefSeq and is a predicted model, not a curated record. Gene Ontology annotation, cellular component: membrane; endoplasmic reticulum. Gene Ontology annotation, biological process: carbohydrate metabolic process; endoplasmic reticulum mannose trimming; mannose trimming involved in glycoprotein ERAD pathway.